Messenger RNA from Pseudomassariella vexata, 660 nucleotides. RefSeq lists its product as uncharacterized. Bases 1 to 660 code for a protein of 219 amino acids. Lineage: Eukaryota; Fungi; Ascomycota; Sordariomycetes; Amphisphaeriales; Pseudomassariaceae. The record is from RefSeq and is a predicted model, not a curated record. The transcript has a single exon.
AUGAAUUUUUCGAAGGACAAACUCGUUUUCCGGCAACUCCCCAAGAAUCCGUGGUGCGCCGAAAGAAUUGUGGAACUGCGCUGUGGAAAAACCCGCAACAGACAGAUGACAAGAGUUUUUUUUUCUGCAACUAUGACGAUGCGGGAGAGACGAGGGACGGACCGGAUACCGAGAGCGCAACAGAAAACAACAAGCACGAAAGGAUGCUUCUUGCACAACGCAACGCAACGAUUCGGGCACGAUGACAGUAGGAUGCGAAAGAACGCAAUUAGGAUUGGGGAGAGGGGGGGGAGAGGAGGGAAGAGGAAAAGAAAGGAUGGAGAGAUGAAGAGGAAGAAACAGCAAGAAACAAAAGCACACAACGACGGACGGUGCUUGGUCUGGUUUGCAGGAGACGUGUGUGGGAAGGGUGGAAGUGGGAAUUAUCAGUCGGCCGGGUGGAGGAAAAUGAGACUUCUCUCGACUUGUUGCAGCUGGGCUGCUGGGUUGCCGCUGCUGGGGUCCAAGGAUGGUGGAAGGCAAGACCACCGCAUCGCAAAAACUCUGUGUGCCGCUAGCACUAGCACACGCCUGGCGUCGGCCGUCUGUGGUACAGCUACAAGGACCGAAGUCCCCCUGCCGCCUUGUUCAGCUCCACAGGUGAGCAACUUGGAGCUGUAA